UGCCCAAUGACUUGGCUCUAACAGUUGUCCUCCAUACUGCCAACUACAUGUUGUUCUUACUGGCCUCUCUCUGAACCACACACUCCAUUUACCGGAAAUAUGAGCAAUUAUUCCCUUUAGUUACCCUCUCUGGUAACAUUGACAGCUGCUGUUUGGGCCGGGGCUCUGAAACAGAAUAAGUGGUUAGAGAUCAGAAGUGUCGUGGUCACCAUGGUGCGUAAUGUGGACGAUCUGGACUUUUGCCUUGCCUCCCACCCCCAGAGCAUCCUGGAGGGGCUACGCUCCCUCUGCUGCAACCCCAAACUAGUGGACGUGACUCUGGCAGCGGGCGGCCGCGACUUCCCCUGUCACCGGGCCGUCCUGGCGCUCUGCAGCGUCUACUUCCACUCCAUGUUCUCCGGGGACUUUGUGGAGAGCAUUGCAGCCCGGGUGGAGCUGCACGGUGUGGAUCCAGACAUAAUGGCUUCCCUUCUAGACUUCUGCUACACAGGGAAACUCACCAUCAACCAGGGAAACGUGGAGGGCCUGAUACGCACGUCCAGUCAGCUACAGUUCCAGGCGGUCCGGACUGUGUGCAGCCGUUAUCUCCAGCACCAGAUCGAUGCCACCAACUGCCUGGGGAUCCUGGAGUUCGGGGAGGUACACGGCUGUCCCGAGGUGGUAGCAAAGGCCUGGGGAUUCCUUCUGGAGAACUUUGAGGCCGUACAGCGCUGGGAGGAGUUUCCUCUUCUGGAGAAGGAGAGGUUAGUGGCGUGUCUGUCCAACGAGAGGCUACAGACCAGGACAGAGUGUACCCGUGUGGAGGCAGCCCUGGCCUGGGUGAGACACCACCAAGAGUCCCGACUCCCCCACCUCCCAGAGCUUCUGGGGCUGACCCGCCUAGCCCUCCUGUCCCCUGACUACCUCACUAACACCCUAAUGAAGGACAGCCUGGUUCUAGCCUCUCUCAGCUGUGUGGAGGUGGUGGAGAGGGUAUGCAGAGAGAAAAUGGACGUGAAGCCAGGAGAUGUGGUCCAGAGUGGCAGCCCGAGUCCCCAACCCAACCUGGAGGAGGUGUUAUUCGUGAUGGGAGGACGCUCGCUGGACGACUCAGAUGACGAAGAUGAUGAUGAUGAAGACAGAGACCCCAGGCUGCUGCCCGGAAACUGUGGCUUCUACAACCCUAAGACACAACAGUGGUAUGAGUUGCCAGUCUUCCCCAACCACAACAAGUACGGAUACUCUGUGGUCUCUUUGAAUAAUGACGUUUAUGUCACAGGGGGCUCGAGGGGUUCCCAAUCCAACACCUGGUCGACCACAGAGACCUGGAAGUACAUCACCAGAGAAGGACGGUGGGUGACGGUGGCUCCCAUGCUCCGUCCCCGGACUAACCACACCUCAGCAGCCCUCAGCGGAGAGAUAUACGUCAUCGGAGGCACUACAAUGGACUUUGUAGACAUUGAGCACUAUGACCCAUACAAUGACACCUGGGCCCGGACGUGCCCUGCAGUGAAAUAUGUCACAAACUUCACAGCGACUGCCUGCCAUGGGAAACUGUACGUGAUAGGCUCCUGUGCUGUUAAAUACAACGCCUUGACUCUGCAGUGCUACAAUCCUGUUAUAGAUGGGUGGAGUAUCAUCUGCUCUCCCUUCAUCCCCAAGUACCUGUCCUCUCCUCGCUGUGUCUCAGUGGAGGGGCUCAUCUACCUGAUCGCUGACAACACCAAGAAGGUUUACUGCUACGACCCACUGGCUAACAUGUGGCAGAAGGUCCAGCUGCUGCACAUGCUCCAUGAGAACGGAGAUCUGGUGGCGUUGGACAGUCAGCUCUUUGCGACGGGGGGUCACUGGAAGGGCAUGGAGGGGGACUACGGGGUGGAGGUGGAGGUGUACAACAGAGCUUCUAACAGCUGGAAGGUGGAGUGUUUCCUACCAAGGCUCUGGAUCUACAGCGGGACAUGUUCUAUCUUCCUGGACCCCUCCCAGUGGUCCGACCCAUUCCCCCUCGAUGAAACCUAAAUGGAACGGUCGGGUCCAUGGCACUCAGCACUUGAAGUGGAAAGAUAGAGGUGCUGGUACUCAUUUUAGGUACUGAUUUUAACUUAAAAGUACUGGUGUAGUCGACCAGAUUGUAGGAGUGAAUAUUCUAGAUGUGCAGUCAGCACUUAAAGGUCCAGUGCAGUCAAAAACAUGAUGUUCCUGUGUUUUAUAUAUGUGUAUUUCCACACUAUAAGGUUGGAAUAAUACUGUGAAAUUGUGAAAAUGACGACAAUGCUCUUUUAGUGUAAUUGCUGUUUGAAAAGACUCCCUGACAUUUGAGCCUGUUUUGAUGGGAUGGAGUUUUGGUCUGCCUGGUGACAUCAACAGACCGUAAAUUAGUUAAUUGGCCAAUAAGAAAGAAAGUUACAAACCUCUCUGCCAAAUGCAGCUAGUUUUCAGAUUUCCACUCCCCACUCAGAACACUCCCGGAAAGUCCUAGCAAAACAUCAUUUAUUGAGAAAUUGCUCUUUGCUAAUUAAAAUAAACCACUUAAUUGUUACCCAGAAAUGAUUUAAUAUGGAGACCUUUAAUUAAGCAGUAAAUGCAGGUCUAAUUCAAGUACUGAGCCCACGGCACCGAGCCCACGGCACCGAGCCCACGGCACCGAUCCCACGGCACCGAGCCCACGGCACCGAGCCCACGGCACCGAGCCCACGGCACCGAGCCCACGGCACUCAGCCCAUGGCCAUGACAGACUGAUCUCAGGGUUAUAGUGCACAGACUAUUGUCAGACUUUUAUGUCCUGCUGUCUUGGCUGUCAGUAGCCUGGACUACAGUAUGCAUGUGGAUUGUUGUUCAUCUCUAGAUUAUGGAGGGUUGUCUUGGCUGUCAGUAGCCUGGACUACUGUAUGCAUGUGGAUUGUUGUUCAUCUCUAGAUUAUGGAGGGUUGUCUUGGCUGUCAGUAGCCUGGACUACAGUAUGCAUGUGGAUUGUUGUUCAUCUCUAGAUUAUGGAGGGUUGUCUUUAUGCACUCCAAUAGCAUGUUACUUGGUCCUCUAUGCUGGUCCUCUAUGCUGGUCCUCUAUGCUGGUCCUCUAUGCUGGUCCUCUAUGCUGCCAAUUGGUCCUCAACUUGGUCCUCUAUGCUGGUCCUCUAUUUUGGUCCUCUAUGCUGGUCCUCUAUGCUGGUCCUCUAUGCUGGACCUCUAUGCUGCCAAUUGGUCCUCAACUUGGUCCUCUAUGCUGGUCCUCUAUGCUGGUCCUCUAUGCUGGUCCUCUAUGCUGGACCUCUAUGCUGCCAAUUGGUCCUCAACGUGGUCCUCUAUGCUGGUCCUCUAUGCUGGUCCUCUAUGCUGGUCCUCUAUGCUGGACCUCUAUGCUGCCAAUUGGUCCUCAACUUGGUCCUCUAUGCUGGUCCUCUAUGCUGGUCCUCUAUGCUGGUCCUCUAUGCUGGUCCUCUAUGCUGCCAAUUGGUCCUCAACUUGGUCCUCUAUGCUGGUCCUCUAUGCUGGUCCUCUAUGCUGGUCCUCUAUGCUGGUCCUCUAUGCUGCCAAUUGGUCCUCAACUUGGUCCUCUAUUCUGCCUUGCCCAAUUCUUCUUCUCUUGUUAUUUUGUAACGUUAUACUCCUGUGGCGAUGUGUUUAUUUAUAUUGUUACUUCCUGAAACAUCUGUUGGCAUCUGUAUUAUUGAGUUUGUUUGUUUGUUUGUUUGUUUGUUUGUUUGUUUGUUUGUGUGUUGACUUAUUCAAACUUUGUAGAAAAUGUACUGUGAAUCAACUAAUUUAAACUUUGUAGAAAAUG
This is a messenger RNA of Oncorhynchus gorbuscha (pink salmon), 3759 nucleotides long. It is a transcript of the gene klhl30, whose product is annotated as kelch-like family member 30. The transcript is spliced from 8 exons. NCBI's taxonomy places the organism in Eukaryota, Metazoa, Chordata, Actinopteri, Salmoniformes, Salmonidae. Bases 211 to 1998 code for a protein of 595 amino acids. Gene Ontology annotation, molecular function: protein binding. The record is from RefSeq and is a predicted model, not a curated record.